CGCGUGAACUAUCUGUGCGGAUGUCUUGGUUCUAGGGAUCAGCGAGCUACAUCGUUGACAUCGUCAGCCUUUACUAGUUGAGAUAUUGUCAUCCGUGAAUAGAGAUAAAAAUGUCAAACGUGAGCUUACGUUUGGUCUCCAUUUUGAAAUGCAUUCUAAUACUCAAUCAACUUGUUUGGGGCCGUGAAGAGUCAUCUCCCACGGGCAGAGUAGAAGUACAUGUGUCCGAAGGGACAUUAUUCGGCAUCGUCGAGGAAAGCAUCUAUGGCAAUUCUUACAAUGCCUUUCGUGGAAUACCAUAUGCUAAACCUCCAGUGGAUGAUCUCAGAUUUCAAGAUCCGCAACCACCAGAACCAUGGUCCGGCGACAGAGACGCUUCAUUUUACAGCAACGUCUGUGUUCAGGCAGAUGUUUUAACACAAAACAUCGUAGGCGAUGAAGACUGUCUCUAUUUGAACGUGUAUACCAACGAUAUGAAGCCUUCAAAGAAACGCGCUGUGAUGGUGUGGAUACAUGGUGGAGGCUUUUUCUUUGGAGAUGGCACCUCGUCUUUUUACGGUCCCGAUCAUAUCGUGCAGAAGGAUGUGGUACUUGUUACCCUGAAUUACAGAUUAGGUGUUCUAGGUUUUCUCAAUCUUUCUAAAAAAAUGGCGGCGGGAAAUCAGGGCUUAAAAGAUGUAGUUAUGGUAUUAAAAUGGGUUAAAAAAAAUAUAUCGAAAUUCGGUGGAGAUCCCGAUAACGUCACAAUUUUUGGUGAAAGUGCGGCUGGAGCGAUAGUUCACUUACUUACUAUUUCACCGUUAACUAAAGGAACAAGUCAAAAAGACAGUUUAUUUCAUAAAGCAAUAAGUCAAAGUGGCGUCAUGACUAAUACUUGGGCUUUUAUUGAACGAAACAAUGCCAUCAAUAAUGGUCUGAUGUUAGCCCAGAAACUUGGUAAAACGACUUCAGAUCCGGAAGUCGCCUUGCAAUUUCUGAAAAUGAUAGACGCAAGAAAAUUGCGAGAAACAGAAAUGAUGGUCUUUAUGACAGUAGACAAUGGUUUAAAUCUUUUACUUUCAUUUACGCCGACCGUGGAUUCCGAGUCAUCGAAUCCUAUUUUACCAAAAGAACCAUUGCAAUUAUUAAGUGAUGGAAUUAAAGUACCAAUCAUGUUCGGAUAUAAUAGCAACGAAGGCAAUUAUUUCAUAAGAGCCACUUCUGUCGGCCAUGUAAACACCAAGACUUUAAAGGAAAUUAAUUCUGAUUUCAAGAAAGCCAUACAUCCUAAAGUUUUGCGUCAAUUACCACAACUAGGGAUCACAAUACCGAAAUUACGAUCAUUGUAUUUUGGUAAAAAAAGUGUGUCAGAGAUAACUAUAAUGGAUCUUUCCGAUUUUAUGAGCGAUCAGCAUUUCUAUAGAGGCAUUAUACAAGCAAUUGAUACUCAAAUGAAUUCUAAUGUUAACGAGUCGACCUACUUGUACAAAUUUUCAUACGCAAGUAAUACUUCUCCUAUGAAGAAAAUAUGGUUCAAAAAGCCGCUUCCAGGUGUAUCUCACUUCGAGGAACUGGGUUAUCUAUUUUAUCCUUAUGUAGGAAUAGAUUAUGGUGUGUUACCAUUUGCAUCUAGUUCGCCGGAUUAUAAAAUAAUGAAACACUUAACGCAGAUGUGGACAAAUUUUGCUAAAACGGGAAAUCCAACACCUAAUUCAACUGAUUUUACAUGGACUCCAGUGAAACAUGGAAAUAAGUAUGAUUAUUUAAAUAUUAAUAUUAAACCUCAAAUGGAGGCUCUUAUUAAAGGAGAACAACGAUGGGAUUGGGAGAACAGGCUUAAAGUAUUCCAAGUUCGAUUGCGUGAGCGUAAAUAUGGUUGCAUAAUCUCGACGGAGACACGUCGACAGUCACGCUGCGUGGAUCUCGGCCAGGUUAUCAGCGCCGAUUCUGACGUUAUUCGUUCAGUGUCCGACAUGAACGGCGACCGAGUGGUCGUGAACGUGCGCGAGGGCCAAUUAAUCGGUAUCGUCGAGGAAAAUGUUCAAGGCGGCCAUUACGUCGCCUUCCGAGGAAUACCGUACGCGAAACCGCCGGUCGGCAAACUAAGGUUCAAGGAUCCGGUACCACCGGAACCAUGGUCCGGCAGCAGAGAUGCUUCGAAAUACGGAAACGUCGCUUCUCAGGUGGAUGUUAUCACGCGCGAAUUGAUCGGCGCCGAGGAUUGCCUCUACUUAAACGUGUACACCGUAGACGUCGAAUCAUGGAGAAAACGUCCGGUCAUGGUGUGGAUACACGGCGGCGCUUUUAGCAUAGGUUCCGGCGAUGCAUCCGUUUAUGGUCCAGACUAUAUUGUCCGGAAGGAUGUGGUAUUGGUCACGUUAAAUUAUAGACUAGGUGUUCUCGGUUUCCUAAAUCUUAACGAUGAAGUGGCAACGGGCAAUCAAGGUAUGAAGGAUGUUGUUAUGGCAUUACAAUGGGUUCAACAAAAUAUAUCAAAGUUCACUGGAGAUUCAGGAAAUGUCACCAUCUUUGGCGAAAGCGCUGGUGGAGUCAUCGUACAUUAUUUGACUCUGUCUCCGUUAAGCAAAGGUUUGUUUCACAAAGCGAUAUCGCAAAGUGGCGUCGGCGCAAAUCCCUGGGCUUUUACCGAAUGGACAAAUAAAGCGACGAAUAAAGGUUUCCAGCUUGCCGAGCAUCUCGGAAAAGCGACUUCGGACCCGAAGAUCGCUUGUGAAUUUCUGAAAACGAUCGACGCGGGAAAGCUCAGAAAAGCUGAACAGAAGAUUUUGACAGCAGCGGAACGCCUGAAAAAUGUACUGGUAUUUACGCCAAGUUUAGAUCGCGAAUCGUCGAAUCCAUUCUUCCCGGAACAUCCAAGCACGUUGAUACGUCGCCGGGUUAAAGUACCAUUCAUUUUGGGUUAUAACAGUUGCGAAGGAUCUUACUUAGCGUGCAGCAGCAUAUUUGACAGACAAAUAACCAAGAAGUCUUUGAAAGAAAUCGAUUCCGAUUUCAAGAAAGCCAUCACACCUAGAGUUUUGUCUAUCUUACCGCAAAUUCCGAUUACAAUCAAAGAGCUACGAUUUAUAUACUUUGGUAAUGAAGCAGUGUCAGAGAAGACUCUGAUGAAUUACGCUGAUUUUCUAGGCGAUGAAUUAUUUUAUCGCGGAAUUAUGGAGAUAGCCGAUACUCAAAUGAGCUCUGAUGCUAACGAGCCGACCUACUUGUACAAAUUUUCAUACGAGAGUGAAACUUCUCCCUUGAAGAAAUUCUUGAAUGUCACUCUUCCAGGUGUGACACACUCUGAGGAACUGUAUUACUUAUUUUAUCCUCAUAUGUUAAAAGAAAUGGGCUUUCCACCACUUGCACCUGAUUCAAAGGAUUACAAGAUAAUGAAUCGCUUAACGCAGAUGUGGACGGAUUUUGCUAAAACAGGGAAUCCAACACUCGCGACUACAGUUUUAACUCCAAUUAAAUGGACACCGUUGAAACGCGCCGGAAAUGUACACGAUUAUCUAAAUAUUGAUAUCGAACCUCGAAUGGAAACUCUUCGUAAAGGAGAGCAGCGCUGGGACUGGAAAAAUGUCAAACAUAAACUAUGA
Molecule: messenger RNA, 3581 nt
Organism: Nylanderia fulva
Lineage: Eukaryota; Metazoa; Arthropoda; Insecta; Hymenoptera; Formicidae
Source: RefSeq, a predicted model, not a curated record